AUGAUCUCGAAAAGUCGCGUGUUUACAGGCACAUUGUCUCGACUAUCCUCCAAGGGGUUCAGCACAUCUUGUGCUGCUUUAUCCGGGCACAGCAGAUGGUCCACUAUCAAGAGGGACAAGGCCAAGAAUGACAUGGAGAGAAGCAAGGUGUACUUCAAGAUGUCCCAGAAAAUCACAUUUGCAGCUAAGACUGGAGGCGGUGACCCCAUUCAAAACAUCCAGUUGCAAUAUGCCAUUGAUGAUGCGAAAAAAAGCAGUGUACCAAAGAAAAUCAUAGACACCGCUAUCAAGAGAGGAACCGGUGAACUGGUCGGUGAAAAGCCCAUGGAAUCUGUGGUUUACGAGGGAAUGGCUGCGGGAGGUGUUGGAGUGAUUGUAGAAGCGCUCACUGAUAAUAAGACGCGGACAUUUCAGAAAGUUAGAGAGGUUUUCAACAACCGAGGAACUGGGUUGUCUGCCACAGCUUAUCUUUUUGAAAGAAAAGGCUCGGUAAUUAUCGACUGUGGGGAAUUGUCUUUCGAAGACAUAUUUGAAAAAGCGAUUGAACUUGGAGCCGAGGAUGUUGAAGAGCUUCCUAUUGAUCCUGAAGACAACCCUGAUGGAAAGUUGGUAGAACUGGUGACGUCUGAAACUGAUACCGGUAAGAUUGCCAACGCGUUGAAGCAGGAAUUCAAUGUCACGGAGGUCAGCAUCAACUACGUUCCGUUGGAGGACAUGGCCGUCGAAGUCACAGACGAAGAUGUGCUGAAACGGGUGGAGAAGCUGACUGAUUUUCUUCACGACAUUGACGACGUGAGCGAUGUCUAUUUGAACAUGAAGAGGUGA
Kuraishia capsulata CBS 1993 is the source of this 825-nucleotide messenger RNA. RefSeq lists its product as uncharacterized. Bases 1 to 825 code for a protein of 274 amino acids. The record is from RefSeq and is a predicted model, not a curated record. Gene Ontology annotation, cellular component: mitochondrion. The transcript has a single exon. Lineage: Eukaryota; Fungi; Ascomycota; Pichiomycetes; Pichiales; Pichiaceae.